AUGACUUCAAUACCUCCAAUCGCUGGAAUUCCCUCCCUAUCCACUGCUGAAAGAGCCGGUGUCCUCGACGCCCUAUUCGAGCCAUGUACUGCUCUCCAUACACUCUCUAUGGAUUUACUUCAUACAACAACUUUCGAGUCGUACAAUGAUCUUAUCGCAAGUGUCGGUACCCAACUUGUUGAUCUGUCAGAAAGUACAUUACCAAGUGAUAGAGAGUGGCUAGACAAGAUUCUUGGUUCCCACCCUAGAUUAGGCGAGAAGAAAGUUGAAAGUGUACAAUCCAAAGCCGAACAAGCUCAAUUGAAUACUGGACCUACAGAAGAAGCUGAAAAGUUAAAAGCUCUGAAUGAAGAAUAUGAGAAGACUUUUCCAGGCUUGAGAUAUGUUGUCUUUGUAAAUGGAAGAUCAAGACCUAUCAUUUUUGAAGAUAUGAGAAGAAGAAUAUCGAGAGGAGAUAUUGGACUCGAGAGGAAAGAGGCUAUUCAGGCCAUGUGUGAUAUUGCAGUAGACCGCGCCACCAAGCUACAAAAAGCAUUAUGA
Messenger RNA from Botrytis byssoidea, 540 nucleotides. RefSeq lists its product as uncharacterized. Lineage: Eukaryota; Fungi; Ascomycota; Leotiomycetes; Helotiales; Sclerotiniaceae. The coding region runs from base 1 to 540 and encodes 179 amino acids. The transcript has 3 exons. The record is from RefSeq and is a predicted model, not a curated record.